This is a messenger RNA of Adineta steineri, 927 nucleotides long. Lineage: Eukaryota; Metazoa; Rotifera; Eurotatoria; Adinetida; Adinetidae. The record is from the annotation of a GenBank genome assembly.
AUGAGCUUUACAGCUUCCAGUAAUGAACAGAUGGCUGAUGCGCUUGGUGAUAUUUCUCAAUUACCAAAAACGAUGAAAAUGGCUGUGUCAAAAGAAAUUGAGGAGAGUUUUCAACCAGUACCUCGACCUAACGGCGGUGAUUGGUUAGCACAACAUAAUGAGAGAGGACAAACUAUGGAAUCAUUUCAAAAAACUUCAUCAAAGGCUAUUCCUCAUGGAACUCAUAAAACAAUCUAUAUUCAACCGAUCGGCAGUUUUAAUCAUCCAAGAGCUGCGCCGCUUGAUAUGAUUAUUAAAUUUGUUAGGAUAUUUUUUUCUGGAUGUGAAGUUGAAUUAUUACCAACUGUUGAUUUUACUAAAGAUAUGAGAAAACGAGAUUUAGGUGGACAACCUCAAUAUUUAACGGGGGAUUUUCAUAAUUAUCUUGUUCAAACACGUUCACAACGUGAUCCAAGACGUGAACUUUUAUGUGUUGCUGUAACUAUGGCUGAUAUUUAUCCUGGAGAAGGUUGGAAUUUUGUAUAUGGACAAGCUCGACCUAAUGAUGGUGUUGGUGUAUAUUCAUUUGCACGUCUUGAUCCAUUAUUUUAUCGAGCAAAUUUCGAAGAAAUUCUUCGAACUCCAUUAACUGAAGCACAUCGUAUUAUCAUGUUUCGACGUUGUGUAAAAGUUCUAUUACAUGAAAUUGGUCAUCUAUUUGGUUUAAAACAUUGUAUAUAUUAUGUUUGCUUAAUGAAUGGUGCCAAUAAUGAAAAGGAAAUGGAUCGACAACCUUUAUAUUUAUGUCCUGUAUGUUUGUGUAAACUUCAUUCAUCACUUCAAUUUGAUGUUCAACACUUAUAUGAAACGUUUGCAGAUCAAUGUAACAAAUACGGACUUGAACCGGAAUGUAGCUGGUAUCAAAAACGUCUAGAAUAUAUUCACUGA